AUUAUAGCUUGAGGUGAGUCGCUUUUCACGUCUCAUUCUAUAAAUAAACAUCGCUUAGUCAAAUUACAAACAUUAGCUAUCUAAAGUUUGUUUUUUGUUAAUGGUUUGUCAAUAAAGAUCGAGUUUGAAACGCUUCUGAAACAAAGAUGGCGGUGGAUCAGGCUGACCGCGGAGUUCCUCCCUCACUCUCUGCUAAAGUGACAGGGUCUUUUGCCUAUUUAACUGUAAAAGACAGAUUACCCACGAUUUUAACCAGAGUUAUAGACACAAUACAUCGUAACAAAAACAAGUUUUUUGAAGAGUAUGGAGAGGAGGGAAUCAGUGCUGAGAAGCAAGCAAUAUCUCUGCUGUCUAAGCUGAGAAAUGAGCUACAAACGGAUAAGCCGCUCCUGUUAAUAACAGACGGCUUACAGGACACAGAAUCCUGGAACCAGUACAUGGAGAGACAGCAGAGACUGUUGGGGGACCAGGAUGCUGUCAGCUGGUUUAAGUCCCCAUGGCUUUAUGUAGAGUGCUACAUGUACCGCAGGAUACAAGAAGCCCUUAUACUCAAUCCUCCCAUCAGCAACUUUGAUGUGUAUAAAGAAGGAAARACUCAAAGCUUUUUUGAGUCUCAGCAGGCUGUAAUGGCCUUAUGCACUUAUUUGUCAGACUUCCAUAAGAACACAGAAAAACUGUCCAAGAAUCAGCUGUUUGASUUUUUCAACAAACUUCUCCAGAUUUCUCUUUGGGGGAACAAGUGUGAUCUUUCUAUCUCUGCUGGUCAAGAAAACUCCCAGAAGACAAGUCCAAUAGAUUCUCUAAACAGCCUUCAGCCUUUUAUCUUAGUGGAUGACUCCAACAUGGUUUGGUCAGCUCUUCAUUCAUCCCACAGGCUGGACGUGUCUGGUAAAAACGCUGCAGAGAGAGUGGACAUUGUGCUAGACAAUGCUGGCUUUGAGCUGGUCACCGACUUGGUUUUAGCAGAUUUCCUGGUUUCUUCUGGCCUCGUGCGGCAGGUCCAUUUCCACGGCAAGUGCUUCCCGUGGUUCGUCUCUGACGUCACAGCUAACGACUUUCAGUGGACCAUCCGGCAGACAAUGGCAGCCAAUCACAGGUGGAUGUCCAAGAGUGGCGUCCAGUGGCAGAAAUACCUGAAAGAGGGUGUUUGGCGCUAUCGUGAUCAUCCUUUUUGGACGCAGCCUCACGAGUUCUGCGACAUGGCGGCCGAUGCUCCCGACUUGUACGCGACCCUGCGAGAGGCCGACCUGGUGUUUUUUAAAGGCGAUCUCAACUACAGGAAGCUGACCGGAGACAGAGACUGGGAUCACACCGUGGAUUUCAGCGCAGCACUCAGAGGUUUUGGGCCCGCACCGCUGUGUAGCCUGAGAACCCUGAAGGCUAACGUUCAGGUGGGUCUGCAGCCGGGCCAAGGGGAGAAGCUCACAUCCCAGGACCCAAACUGGAUGACCAGCGGGAAGUACGCCGUCAUCCAGUUCAGCAGCCCAAAGUCAGAACAGUGAAGCUGGCCUCAGGAAAAACACUGGAAAGUUUCUUACAGUUAAUUGCCAAAUGUAGGUGGUGCCAUUAAUCCAUAACAAACUGAAGUGAUGAAGGGUUGUUGAUCUUUUAUAGUCUUUAAGCACUUUGAGUUUGACAACGAAAUGCACUGCAACCAUACAGUUUUCUUUUAAAUUUUCAUUUAAAUUUCAG
This is a messenger RNA of Austrofundulus limnaeus, 1692 nucleotides long. It is a transcript of the gene dcph1, whose product is annotated as acidic residue methyltransferase 1. Gene Ontology annotation, cellular component: nucleus. Lineage: Eukaryota; Metazoa; Chordata; Actinopteri; Cyprinodontiformes; Rivulidae. Gene Ontology annotation, molecular function: phosphatase activity. The record is from RefSeq and is a predicted model, not a curated record. Gene Ontology annotation, biological process: DNA damage response. The transcript is spliced from 5 exons. Bases 147 to 1502 code for a protein of 451 amino acids.